CAUGCCCAUACCACCGCCCAUACCACCACCCAUGCCCAUACCACCUCCCAUGCCCAUACCACCACCCAUGCCCAUACCACCUCCCAAGUCCAUACCACCACCCAUGCCCAUACCACCUCCCAAGUCCAUACCACCACUGACGCCCAUAUCACCAACAAUGUACAUACCUGGUCCAAAGUCCAUACCACCACCCAAGUCCAUACUACCACCCAUGUCCAAACCACCACCCAAAUCAAUACCACCUCCCAAGUCCAUACUACCACCCAUGUCCAAACCUCCACCCAAAUCAAUACCACCUCCCAAGUCCAUACCGCCUCCGACGUUCAAACCUCCACCAAGAUCAAUUCCACCUCCUAUGCCCAUACCACCACCAAAGUCCAUACCGCCUCCAAAGUCCAUACCAUCUCCUAG
Molecule: messenger RNA, 411 nt
Organism: Lottia gigantea (owl limpet)
Lineage: Eukaryota; Metazoa; Mollusca; Gastropoda; Lottiidae
Exons: 1
Source: RefSeq, a predicted model, not a curated record